Molecule: messenger RNA, 927 nt
Organism: Lentinula edodes (shiitake mushroom)
Lineage: Eukaryota; Fungi; Basidiomycota; Agaricomycetes; Agaricales; Omphalotaceae
Exons: 3
Coding region: 1-927 (308 amino acids)
Source: RefSeq, a predicted model, not a curated record
AUGGCACCAUCUCGCUGCUUCGAGUCUCCGCGAAAACACCAGUCCAAAGGCUCAGGCUCCAGCUCACCCUAUAAACGCAUCCUUUCCUCGCGCGAUCCCAGCUUCGCACUCACUAAACACCGAAUGCUUACGCGAGGUCAGGCUCGAUAUAACGUCGAGCAUGAGGCGCCACAUGUUCCACCGUUAGCCAUGGCUCUCUCGCCUCCCACGGCCUCUCCGUCUGCUCACAAUCUUGGCGUCGUCAAUGACCGUGAUAGACACGUCUCUCCCUCAAAAACACACGUAUCUCCCUCGCGCCAUGCCACUACCUUUGCACUCUCUAAACACUCAAUGCUUACACGAACUCGGGCUCGAUGCAGUGCUGAGCUUGAGUCUCCUCUACUUCCGCCUACGGCUCUCCUGCCUCCCAUAGCCACUUCGACCGCUCACGUUUUGAAUGUCAUUCAUAAUCACCAUGGGGACAUGGAUUCUUUCGCGCGCGCCAUCGAGAGUAUGGUUUCGGAAAGUCACAAAGAACUUGAUCAGUGGGCCAGAGAGGAAAUCAGUACUCGAGACAUUCAGAUCGAAGAAGAGCGACGGUUGGCGGAGAACAACAAAACUGAAUUUACGAAAAUGUAUGAACUCAAGCUACAAUCUGAAGCAAAGGAGCUUGUUUCGAGGAAAAUUUUGGAGAAUUGUCAGGCGCAAUUACUUGUACUUCGGCGCCGAAUCCAGGAAUCAAGAUCAACCAGAGAAGGAGAACAUCGCUGCCCCAUCUGUAUGGACCUGGCUUGGAACCCUCAUGUGGCGCCUAUCCUACAGAAGCCUGUGCCAUCGUUGACUAUCCGCCAUGGUGUUGAAAGCAUCGCGGAUGCCCAAGGAAUGACUCAUCCCCCUUUGUACCGCCUUCAAUGGCCAGUCCGAACUUCUUGGCAUGUGCGCUCCUAA